Messenger RNA from Aspergillus saccharolyticus JOP 1030-1, 2094 nucleotides. Its product is annotated as Zn(II)2Cys6 transcription factor. Gene Ontology annotation, molecular function: zinc ion binding; DNA binding; DNA-binding transcription factor activity, RNA polymerase II-specific. The record is from RefSeq and is a predicted model, not a curated record. Lineage: Eukaryota; Fungi; Ascomycota; Eurotiomycetes; Eurotiales; Aspergillaceae. The transcript has 4 exons. Bases 1 to 2094 code for a protein of 697 amino acids. Gene Ontology annotation, biological process: DNA-templated transcription; regulation of DNA-templated transcription.
AUGCCAGCUUCAGAAGUCACACACACAAAAUCGCCCGGGGGUGGAAAUUCCAAGACUCCGUCCUGCGUGGUCUGUAACAGACGCAAAGUCAAAUGCGACCGCCAGAAUCCUUGUUCUGCGUGCACCAAGAACGGAGUCGAGUGCAUAUAUCGAGCACAUUUGCCUCCACGACGACGGAAGAGACAGCGCUCCGAUGCAGUACGGAGCCCAGCCCAUCGGCAUCGCCCCAAUCCUUCCAGGCAAGAUCCAGGCUCUGCUGGGCCCGGUGGCCGACAUGGACCGCUCUCGCCAACCGCCACGUCUAAUGCAUCUCUCGCGCCUACUACGAAUGAGUCGGGUGUGUUGAUUGCAGGAGGAGGAAAGUCGGUCUAUGUUGAUGGGAAUAUGUGGUCAAGUAUUCGGACGGAGCUGCCUCCUGCGGAUGAUGUAUUAGGUGAUGCCUCAGUUUAUAGCGACUCCAGCACGUCUUUGCAGGGGCUAGAUGAUGAGUCUUCUCUUAUCUUGGGUGGAAAGACAAAGACACGAGUCACCAGCUUACAUCCUGGCGCUUUGCAUAUCUUCAUGCUAUGGCAGGUCUUCCUGGAAAACGUGAACCCUUUGAUCAAGAUUCUGCAUGGCCCUACCGUUCAGCAGCAGCUUAUCAACAUCUCAGGAGACUUGAGCACUGUACCGAAAGGCCUGGAAGCGCUUAUGUUCUCUAUCUACUGUAUUUCCCUAAUUUCGAUGACCUCAGAAGAGGUACAGAAAGCUUUCGGCGAGAGCAAGACCAUUCUUUUGUCUAGAUUCCGCCGUGGGGCCCGACUUGCUCUGUCGAAUGCGGGCAUUCUACGCACGUCGGAAAUUGUGGUCCUCCAGGCGUUUCUGUUGUAUCUGCUCUCGAUGCGCGGUUUUUCCGAUCCACACUCGAUCUGGUGUUUGUGCGGUGUUGCUAUCCGGUUGGCGCAACGGAUCGGGCUGCAUCGCGAUGGUUCGCAUUACGGCCUCUCGAUUUUUGAGACCGAAAUGCGUCGACGACUCUGGCUUCAACUAAGCAUAUUGGACGCCACAACGGCUCAACAGACAGGGGUUUCUGCCCAGGUAUCCGUGAUGGAUGCGGAUGUGCAGCGUCCAGCGAAUGUCAAUGAUUGCGAUCUCGAUCCUCGGAUGACGGACAAACCUCGCGAACACACUGGAGCCACCGAAAUGAUCUUCUGCCUGGCACGUUGUGAGUUUGGCGAUUGGAUUACUCGGUGGUCCAAAUCUUCAACCGUCCUCCAAGCGAGCCAGCGCUUCCUGAGUAGCCCUACCAUAUCGCUCGCGGAGAAGGAUCGAGCAAUCGAUGAGCUUUGCCAGAUAUUUGAUACGAAUUAUCUCAAGUAUUGCGAUAACUCGAUUCCGCUUCACCAGAUGACGAUCAUUGUGAUUCAUUCCGUCACCUCUCUACUACGAUUUACUGCGCACCAUCCUCGGCAAUAUGCCAAUCAUGAUAGUUAUGAACCAUCAGCGGAACGAGACAAGAUAUUCUCGAUAUGCUUGCGUGUGGCUGAGGGCUGUGAUCUUGUUCAAACGAGCGGUAUCACCCAGCGAUACAGGUGGCAUGUACAGAACCAUAUUCCCUGGACACCGCUGGUCCACAUACUCUACGAGUUGCGACACCGUGUUGACGAAGAAGAAUCGCGCAAGGCAUGGCUCUUGAUUGAUCGCAUCUGCAGCCAACAUUUUCACGAUCUGAAAGGCCGACAGAGGACGGCUUUCAGUGUGGCUUUGCAGAACCUGAUUUUGAAGUCUUGGAAUGCGCAUACAGCGGAGCGAGCUCGUUGCAAUCGGCCUCCCUUGUCGUGCCCUGCUAUAGUUUCGGAACUCGAUUCCAUGCGGGGCAAGCAAUCUUCUGGCGACAUCGCAUUGAAUACUCACGGAGAGGCUCCAAUGGGCGCUAGCACCCAUGGUCAGAAUCAGCUCGACGCCGCAGUCUUCCCUCAUGAGCUUGGGACCCUUGAUGUGGAUCAGGCUAGCAAGUUUAGCCCGCUGGACUGGAAUCAGUGGGAUCGACUGAUUGAAGAUUUUCAGUACCAGUACACCGAUGAUGGCGAGCCCCACCUCAACAUGUACGGAUAA